AUGAUCAUUCUCUCCAAUGCAACCAUCAUCCUGCUGUCUUGUGUGGACCCUCGGCUCUACACCCCCAUGUACUUCUUUCUCAGCAAUCUCUCUUUCUUGGAUCUCUGCUUCACCACAAUUGUUGUGCCCCAAAUGUUGUUCAACUUGUGGGGGUCAGACAAGAGCAUCACCUACACAGGCUGUAUCACCCAGCUGGGCAUGUUGCUCAUUGUUGGUCCCACAGAAGGUAUCUUGCUGGUGGUGAUGGCCUUUGACCGCUAUGUUGCUAUCUGCCAGCCCCUGCGCUACCCCAUCAUCAUGCAUCCUCAGUUCUGUUGGAAGCUGGUGCUCAUGUCUUGGCUGUCUGGCCUCAUCGAAUCUGUCACUCAAACAACCAUCAUUUUCCAGCUGCCUUUUUGUGCCCACCACUGUCUGGAUGACUUUCUAUGUCAGGCUCCUUCACUCAUAAGGCUGGCUUGUGGAGACACUUUCAUUAGUGAGUGGCAGAUGACCGUCUCUGCUGUUUUCUUUACCAUCUUGCCAAUGGGGUUGAUCCUGACUUCUUAUGGCUACAUAGCUCAAGCUUUAGGUAAAAUCCAAUCCGAGGAGGGAAGGCAGAAAGCCAUUGCCACCUGCUCCUCCCACCUCACUGUGGUCUUCAUCUUCUAUGGGACAGUGGCCAUGGUUUACACAGACCCUAAGAACCAAUUUGCUUCAAAACAUGGCAAGGCUGUCAGUUUCUUCUUCACCAUGGUCACACCAUUGCUGAAUCCUCUCAUCUAUACCCUGCGGAACAAAGAGAUAAAGAAUGCUCUGCAAAGACUGCUGAGGAACCCUAUCAGUACAGUCCUCUUACAGUCGCAGUAUGGAAAGAAAGUGGACCAGGGGUCUCAGCGAGAAUGGAGAAAGUUGCCCCAGUAUCUCAUAAGAAAUCAACAAACAGAUCAGCCACCCACUGUUACUUGUACCCGGGGUUCCUCAGAUGUAACCACAACAGGGGCCUGUGUGGGGACCCCUGGGCCCCAUCAGUCUCCAGCCUUGGAGAGUUCUGAUCCCUGGGACCCUCAUCCCUGGGGGCAGUUCCUCUUCCAGUGCGGUCCCUUGUAG
This is a messenger RNA of Hippopotamus amphibius kiboko, 1086 nucleotides long. RefSeq names its product olfactory receptor 15-like. NCBI's taxonomy places the organism in Eukaryota, Metazoa, Chordata, Mammalia, Artiodactyla, Hippopotamidae. Gene Ontology annotation, cellular component: membrane. The coding region runs from base 1 to 1086 and encodes 361 amino acids. Gene Ontology annotation, molecular function: G protein-coupled receptor activity; olfactory receptor activity. The record is from RefSeq and is a predicted model, not a curated record. Gene Ontology annotation, biological process: G protein-coupled receptor signaling pathway. The transcript has 2 exons.